UGAACUUCUGAGUUUUCAGUUUCCUAUAAGUUCGUUUUCAACGUUAUAGAAUUGAUAAUUAACAAGUGAUGGUUUUAGCACCAGCUACUAUGAGAUCUCUCUUCCUAACAAUAUCUCCCUUGUUCUUCUUCCUUCUCACGAUUCUUGCAUCCACAGUAACCGAGCCACGUCCAACUCCCAUACUUAGACACGACAACCAAAGCAGCGACCUCUUCUCCGCCAUUUCCGACAUGAGAAGAGAAUCAUACUACGGUUUUGUCACACUUCUCCACAUCCUCAACGACACAGGCUUCUUCAGGAACCAAGAGAUCACUUUCUUGAUGCCAAACGACGAGGAUAUCUCUCAAGCGGACAUGAGUCAAGAGAGUCUUGAGACGUUUAUACUAAGACACACGAUCCCUGCGUGGCUUAUGAUCAACCACAUGCUUCGCUUCCCUAACAAAACUCUUGUCCCUUGUAGCAUCCCUGAUAAAAUGUUCACAAUUACAAAGUCUGGUGGGUCUGGACUUUAUGUGAACAAUGCGAGGAUUGUUUCUCCUAAUAUUUGUCAGAACUCUCGCAUAUCGUGUCAUGGAAUCAGUAAUGUUAUUACGUUCGAUGAAGACUCGUUUCCAAAGGGAAAAUUACCACACAAAAUGUUAUCAUCAAGAAUCACUUCGCCCAGGCACUGAGGGUCUGAGGAGAUGUUCUAAUGUUCUUUUUUU
Raphanus sativus (radish) is the source of this 704-nucleotide messenger RNA. RefSeq lists its product as uncharacterized. The coding region runs from base 69 to 671 and encodes 200 amino acids. The transcript has a single exon. The record is from RefSeq and is a predicted model, not a curated record. NCBI's taxonomy places the organism in Eukaryota, Viridiplantae, Streptophyta, Magnoliopsida, Brassicales, Brassicaceae.